AUGUCGACUGGUUGGAACAAUCUUUCCGUAAGCAACGGUAGCCAGGCUGGUGAUGAUGACAUCCCAGCUUGUUCUAGUUGCAAGAAGCGGAAAUUGCGCUGCUCAAGGGAGACUCCCACAUGUUCGCACUGUCAGCGCCUAGGCACUGAAUGUGUGUACAAUGCAAAGCAAAAACCCGGUCUCAAACCAGGAGCUGUAGAAGCAUUGACGCGUCGCGUCGCAUUUCUUGAACGAAUAUUGCUGGACGAUAGUGGCAACAUUCGUCCACAAUACAACGAUUAUGCGGAGUCUGAUAUCCGACAUCCUGCGAAUGAUGCAAAUACCGAAUCGGUCCGCACGGCCGAACUGGUCCAGCAAGCUGAUGCAACAGAUCGCACAUCACAACAUCAAGAAGCAAAUAAUCCUCUCCACACCCAUCCCAAAGAACUAACACAAGAGCAACGGCCUAUCAACCCACUGAAGCGCAAACUGGAUCAUGCUCAGCCCCCGUAUUGGCCGUUCGACCUGGACGAUGUCGACUCAGCGCAGCAUUUACCGGAGCAGCCAAUUUUGUGUAAAGUGGUAGACUUCUUCUGUACAUCUUUCCAUCACUGGAUCCCAUACAUCCACAAGCAGAGGCUUCAGAAUCGUGUACGCGAAGGCUUCCAGAGUGCUGGAUUCAGCCUAGUCCUUCAUGCCCUGGUAGCCACGACAUUAAGACACAUGGAUCCUAAUGUGCUUUUCCUGGAUCGAGAUCAAGUCAAAAGACAUGUCAAAAUCUCUCGCUCAGUUGUAGAAGCCAGAUGCAUACAGGACGUUUCCGUUGAGAGCCUGCAGGCACUGGUUCUGGUCGUGUUUGAUCAUCUCAACAAUGGACAGCCCCAGCGAGCCUGGCCGCUGAUCGGCUCGCUCACGAGAACAAUUGAUUACUUACAAUUGACCACCGAGCCGUCUCAAUCUCAACAUGGAUCUCUUAUGAAACCAGUGCGCUUGUUGCCACCAUCGAAUGACUGGACCGAGCUCGAAGAGCGUCGUAGACUCUUCUGGGUCGUCUUUCUGCUUGACCGAUUUUGCUCGAUUUCGACAGGGUGGAACACGAGUCUUACUGCCGAAGAUGUUCAUAGGAGAUUACCAGCGGAUGGUGGCUACUUCACACGCGAAGAGCCUGUGACGACCCCAUUCUUUGGAAUCUGGAACAAGGCAGCCGCGAGGAUUGGAAGAUCGCUUGCUCACUUACCAGCGCAAUAUAACGAAGAAGACCCAGCUAUCAGCGACUUACCCGUGGGAGCCAGUCCGAGUUCUGCCAAUGGCUAUAUCGAUGCCUCCAAGCUCGGCGCAUUCGCUUAUUGUGUAGAAGCCACAGAGUCGCUGAGUCAAGUAACGACAUUUUUUCUGCAACAGCGAAUCAACUGGCAGGAUAAAGAACAUGCCAUCAAUUGGUUGACGCGCUUCAAGGAGCUGGACCUUAGACUCGUUCAAUGGAAGAUGUUUUUGCCGCGCAAAUGGGCCGAUGCAGACAUAUCCGCUGAUCGAGAAGUCAUCGAUAUGGACCCUAAUCUUACCCUUGCACACAUCACGCAUAAUACGUCAAUGAUCCUACUUCAUCAUACGAUAGCAUAUCCUCCGCGGGGUUGGAACGAUUAUGUUGCUCUGCCUCAGAAUUGCAGUGCGCAGACUUGCGAGCUUGCGGCCAUCGAAACUUCUAACAUCGUGGACAAAUUUCUCACACAUUCGCCCAUCCCCUUUGUGAAUGCGCAAUUUGCAUUCUGUGCUUACGUCGCAGCAAAGGCUCUCCUGUUCGGUCACCAAAUGAAACGAAAAGCACAACUCCGGCCCGAGUUCCAGCGUCUAAUAAGGAAUCUGUGGGAGAUGUCCGAUCGGUGGUCUGGUAAGGACAGUAAUGUGGAGGCUCCGAUGACGCCCACAACCCAAUCAGGAAUUUUCGCAAAUCACCUUGCAAGUCUACAUGAUGCCUGUAAAGAUGGUCAAUUUAGCUUUGACCUAUAUGACCACUCGUGCGCACCAAGUAUACAGCAGUAUGCCAGCCCGAUAGCUACCGCAACCCCACGAUCUCACGCUACACGAGACACUCCCGUCACACGUCAUGUGCGACACAACAGCAUGAAUAGCUCCCAGUCAGCCCUGAGCCCAAGACGCCUGCCUUCCACCACCGGAUACCAAGUAGGACAAGGGAAUUCUUACGUCGCUACUCCCGGUCCGCAGCCCUACAUGGCUCCGUCAUCGUAUACAACACAGCAUGCCAUGAACGGAUUCCCUAGCGUAACCCAUCCAAAUCAGAACAUACGGGCUGACGCAUUUGCCACGCCAGAUGCUCCAAUAACUCACCCUCAUCCAGCGAACAUUGGACACAACCAGAGCGUACAAGACCAGUCUCUACUCACGCUCUCUGAUACAUUCCUAGACUCACAGUUCCUCGACAUGGACCGGGUCAUCACUUUUGAAGAUGCGAACUUCUUCAUACCCUGGCAGUAG
This is a messenger RNA of Parastagonospora nodorum SN15, 2472 nucleotides long. RefSeq lists its product as hypothetical. Gene Ontology annotation, biological process: regulation of DNA-templated transcription; DNA-templated transcription. Gene Ontology annotation, molecular function: DNA-binding transcription factor activity, RNA polymerase II-specific; DNA binding; zinc ion binding. The transcript has 4 exons. The coding region runs from base 1 to 2472 and encodes 823 amino acids. Lineage: Eukaryota; Fungi; Ascomycota; Dothideomycetes; Pleosporales; Phaeosphaeriaceae. Gene Ontology annotation, cellular component: nucleus. The record is from RefSeq and is a predicted model, not a curated record.